Molecule: messenger RNA, 1392 nt
Organism: Paracoccidioides brasiliensis Pb18
Exons: 2
Coding region: 1-1392 (463 amino acids)
Source: RefSeq, a predicted model, not a curated record
AUGCAGCCAAACCAUCUUGAUCCGCCUUGCCCUGUUCAUGACGGGAACCAGGAACGAAGACACCAUACCCCCCGGGAUGCCACCUCAGCAUCACGAGAAUCAGUUAUGCGAUCACGAAACGUGUCUGGUGGACAGCACACCAGGUCGGAAGAUUCGUGGAUUGAAGUUGCGUCGCAACCAUCCUCCUCCUCCUUAUCCUCAACUGCUACAAACGAUGAUAUCAUCACAACAGGCCUUCGGGUACGACAACAUCGACAUUGUAGGGCUCCACGUCGUAGCGCGGUCCCCCAUAGUAUGAACGGUCAAUACUCCAACCGUUCGCCCAGCGUUCCAGGAAGUAGUCAAGACGAAUAUGAGGAGAGCGAUAGCGAUUCAGAUCGUGUGCUGAGUGGUUCAAAUGAAGAUGUUGCCGCUCGAUCUCGUGGAGAUGCAGUGUUUCUUCACGGUAACUCGUCAGCCUCUGACGCUGCGUUUUCCAGCGAUGAAGAUGAUAACUCUACGGCUAUUGGUGUGAGCCCAAACCCGCCGGCGUUUACUCCUCAGCCAAAUGCCUUCUCACAUCCUCCUGCCUCUCAAACUCGACGAUCUAGAACAACUGCCUUUGUGGCAAAUCAAGCUCCAUCUUCCUCUAGCUACACAACGGGAACCAGAAGAAACUCGCGCUCAAGUUUACGCUCCUCAAGACAUACGCGCCAACAGCAACAUUCUCCUUACAAUAUGAUAUCCCCGUCCUAUCAAGCCGACAAUGAUGCUGCACUGCGAGCAAGCCUCUCGACUCUUCUAUCUUGCGCAGCGGCUGCUCGCGGCUUGUCCAAACACGAUACUCAUCCUCCAACGACUGAGAGACCUGAGCCUCCUUCAUUCCGAUUAGUCCCUGAAUCUGUUGCUUUGGGAGACGACCCCGGCGAGGAAGCUGCCAGAGCAGCACCUCCCGCUUUAAAUAGCGCAACGGGACAGUGUUUUACCCCACGGUCCUCGUCCUCCAAACGUGCCGCAUCUCCUACUACAGGUCACAAGACAAGGCGAAAAGUAAGCCUCCCGCGAAGUUGCUCUCCGUCAUCAAAGCGAUCCCGUCGAGCUGUCGGGCCGCAGACCUCAUCCAUAAUCAGCCCCACCGUUAUGACUUGGGUCAUAAGUGCUGGCGUAGUAGUUCUAUUCUCUGCCAUCAGCUUCUCGGCUGGAUACGUUCUUGGCAGAGAAGUGGGGCACACUGAGGCUGCGCAUGGUCUUGGGAAUAACGGGCUUGGUGUAUUACUUAAUGGGACCUCAGGAGAUGGUAGUUUAUCAAGUGCCAAGGUGGGAGCCGGCUGUGGAAAAGAGGCAGUCAAAGGUGGAUUGAGAAGAAUUCGAUGGGUUGGAGGUGGCGCGGGGUCUAGCAUCAGUGCUUCAUAA